Monopterus albus (swamp eel) is the source of this 3168-nucleotide messenger RNA. Its product is annotated as SH2 domain-containing protein 4A. The record is from RefSeq and is a predicted model, not a curated record. Gene Ontology annotation, cellular component: cytoplasm. NCBI's taxonomy places the organism in Eukaryota, Metazoa, Chordata, Actinopteri, Synbranchiformes, Synbranchidae. The coding region runs from base 391 to 1185 and encodes 264 amino acids. The transcript is spliced from 6 exons.
ACAAACACACCCUCACACGUCACACAGACAGACUCAUCAUAGAGCACCUACAGAGGCGCUGAAACUCAGACAAGUGCAGGGAGAUGCUAGCAGCCGGCAACCUCUGACACCAACCUUCAGAGCCCAGCUGAUACAGACACACUGCACCUUCACCUCCAAAGAGGUCAACCCACUCCUACCGCACAAAGGACGAGCACCUGUCAAAGGGCACUUCAGUGACCUCUAGCAGUUACACUGUACCCGAUCCCUCAUCCUUUAAAGAAAAGGGAACCUGACUCUGAGUGGGGAAGGAAAAGGGAGUGAUCAUACCUCACCACUGAAACGCGACGCACUGGACAGGGAGACAGAGUGGCUGACGGCUGUCACUAGCGCCCGAGCAGCAGAGGCAAAAUGCUGGCUAAAAUUCUUGAAGACAUGUGGGUAGAGCCAGAGGUGCUGGAGGCCCUCAGUGAGGAGCAGAAGAGGAUCCUGUUCUUGAAGAUGAGAGAGGAGCAGGUACGUCGCUGGAGAGAGCGAGAGGAGAGGGAGGGGAGAGAAGGCCGGAACAAUAACAGCAGCAGGCCAAAGAAAGGUUCCCAUAAACAUGUGAGCUGGCUGCUCGGCUGGGAUGGAGACGUGAGCGUCAGUAUAAUCAGAGAGGUGGAUGAAUUCAGAUCCUCCAAACUCCUCCACAGUCUCAUGAACAACAGUGACCAUAUGAAUGGCAUCCAGACAGUGGAAUUGCUGCCAGGAAGAGAUGCCCAGCUGCCCUGCUUUAAAGAAGACAUCCAGCUGCCCUUCACAGAUGUUACUGAUGACGUGACUCCACCAAAUGAUCAGUCAUCUGAACAGGACAUGGACUCCUGCAGCACUGAUGACAACAUGAAGGAGCCUGCUGAGGACAGUGACAGUGGAACAGGCAGCAGCUCAGACAACCUCAGUGACUGGACUCCUCUCUACAGGUCCCAUUUUAGUAGCUAUGGCAACCAGCUGCCACUCAAAGCCCAGCUGUCAGAGAAAGCCGGCACACAAGCCAGAGAACUUCUGUGUUGUGAUGAGAAGGAGUCAGAACAUGGAAGCCGCGUGGCACAGCUAAGGAAGGCAUUCAAUGCAGAUCCUCACAGCACAACACCAGUCUACCCCAAACCUCCUUUACCUGCCAAACCAGCACAUCUACAGAAAAGAAGCACAUCCCUGAUCCAUUAAAGCUCCUCGUGUGUCCACAACACUUGACCUCCAGAACACACUGUACUGAGUGGAACAAACCCUGUGCAAAAACAAUGGCUCAGUUACACACUGAUGGACCAGGCUGAGGCCAUGUACACGUGAAGAAGAGGAUACUUACUUGAACAUGUCCAGGCAGAUGGAGUGAAAGAAAGACUUGCAAGCUUUUACGCUCAAGUCAACCUGAAUGAUAAAAUGAAGCAGCUUUGACAUUGUUUCAAAUACAUUGCUUCUCUGAUGCACACACACACACACCGAGACUACUGAGGGCACCGGUUCACUUAACAAGGCUGGUGGUUUGAUGCCUUUCCAACAUUAUGUAGAGGUGUUCAUGAGAAAGACCUUGAUGCCCUGACUGUUUCUGGUGCUCAGGUUGGUGCUCAUCAGUGUGUUCAUAGGUGAACAUACCACUCUGAGGAAAAAAGCACAAUAUACAUAAGUCUGUUUAUUGCUAAACAUUAUUCCCAAAAGCCCUGGAUGAGUGGGGCUGUUGACUGUUGCUGUACUGGAUGGAACAGUAACAGCUUUCAUGCACUGUGGUUUGCACAGACCUCUACAUAAUGUUGGAAAGACAUCAAACCACCAGCCUUGUUAAUGACUAAAUGACUUGAUGUUUACCAUAUUAUGUGGCACCUGAAACUGGAAUCAUCGAUUUAAUAGUGUGCUUUAUACAUAAAUAAUGUUUUGUGAAUGAAUGACAGGGUAUGAAGGCCUCACAACUACAGCUAUAGUUUUUAAAAACGGGCUGGGUAAGCCACAGAAUGGACCUACACUAACAGAUUUUAACGUAGAUAUUUUGUCUUCUCCAGCACAUUAAUGUGAAAGAAAAAAAUCUAAGAGGUUAAAACCUGAGAACCUAUUCCCAUCAGUUUUAACUGUGCUUUAAUCUAUUUUGUGCUAAUUACUUCAUGAUAGGAUGUUAACAGACUUAACAGAAUGGCAAACAUGGUAAAAGCAAUACUUGCUAAAUAGCAACACAUUAGCACGUCAUUGUGAACAUGUUAGCAUGCCACCAUUAGAUUUAGCUUAAAGCAGCUCAGCUAGCCUCACAGAGCUGCUAGCAUAGCUUAGAGUUGUACAAAGUGCCUUGAUUUUAUUGGACUAAAAGUGAUAUGACUUUAAUCAUAUCCACAUGACAACUGUAGGUUAAUUUCUGAUGUUGGAAACAGAAGUUUGACAGGAACUUCUUGUCACAAAGCCCAUUGGCUCGUUUUUUCCAGAGCUUGUAGCCACCUCUCACAUCUGUUAUCAUGUGACCUAAAACCACUAUGUAGGUCAUAUGCUAACAAAUAAGCCAUCUCCAUGACAACUGAUACCACAACAUGCACCUGAAAGCUUUGGAAACCAAAUAAGUAGACCGUGUGAUGCAUAUUCAUUCAAAUAUUAUAUUAUUAUACUGAAGUCUACAACCCAAUGGACUCCGUCAUUGUUACCGUCUUCUCUCCUAGCUUGUUUGAGGGCUAUUUUUACUCCUGUCUUGUUCUCCACAAAGAAAACAUAUGAUCAGCUGGACUGAGAUCCAGGUGACAGGCUUGAAUGGGAUAAAAAAAGCCACUUUAAAAAAGUCCUUAAAACCUGCUAUAUUUAGGAUGACUGACCUGCACUGUGAUAAAAUUGAAGGCAUUGUGUUGUGUCAGCCACUUUGAACAUCUGAACAUCCCCAAACGCUCCUACAGCUUUGAGUCAGCACUUUAACCCCAUGGCCAUUAUUUAAUUUUGUGUUGGAGUACAGACCUAACACAAUGGCAAAACACAUUCCUGGACACCAGAUGCUAAAAACUAUAGAAAGUCACAAAAGCAUAGUAAGAAUGGGUCUUAAAAUGAGAGAUGGAGCAGUACUUCCAUUAUUAAGGUUUGGAGUGUUUGAGCAAUAGUUACUACAUAACUAUUUGGUCACAUGUGUUAGGUAUUUUUAGUCAGAUAGAUAUUGGAUAAAUACUUUAUGUAUUAGAAAUGUUUAGUGGA